Molecule: messenger RNA, 5172 nt
Organism: Sardina pilchardus (European sardine)
Lineage: Eukaryota; Metazoa; Chordata; Actinopteri; Clupeiformes; Clupeidae
Gene: adamts2a
Product: ADAM metallopeptidase with thrombospondin type 1 motif, 2a
Exons: 22
Coding region: 77-4117 (1346 amino acids)
Biological process (GO): extracellular matrix organization; proteolysis
Cellular component (GO): extracellular matrix
Molecular function (GO): metalloendopeptidase activity
Source: RefSeq, a predicted model, not a curated record
UUUGCUGUUAGAUCGCUUAUCGGAGAUCUCAAAGUCCGCCUCUCUCCCGUGCGAUCUACCUCUCGUCGGACCUGACAUGGAUGUUAAGCUGGGAUAUGUUUUGUUUUUUGUUUUAUUGCGGUUACAACACACGAACGGUUUAUAUCUCACCAAUACAAAAGAGUCCCUCCAGGGUAAGCUCAGGGAGUACAGCCUGGUGUAUCCGGUCAGCACGGAUGCCGACGGACGCUUCCUCCUGCACGCCAUCUCGGCUGGCCGGCUCCGGGAGCAGCUGCCCGCGGUGGCCCAGCAGCAGCAGCAGCAGCAGCGGCGGCGCAGGAGGCGCGAGGCCACGCAGGAGCAGGAGGAGCAGGAGAGGGGGGGUCACCACGCGGCCGACCCCCCCGCCGCACACGCCACGAUGAUGGAGACGCUCUUCUACAACGUGACCGUGUUCGGGCGCGAACUCCACAUGCAGCUGCGCCGCAACUCGCGCCUGGUCGCCCCGGGGGCCACGCUGGAGUGGCGCGACGACGAGAACGGCGCCAACGGGACGACGACGCGCUACGAGCCACUUCUGCCCAGCGACUGCCUGUACGUGGGGCACGUCACAAAUCUGCCCGACACCUCAGUGGCCAUCAGCAAUUGUGACGGCUUGGCGGGGAUGAUCCGUGACGGGCAGGAGGAGUAUUUCAUCGAGCCGCUGGAGAGAGGACGUGCGCUGACCGGAGAGGAGCAGGGAGGUCCUGGCCGCCAUCACAUCGUGUACCGCGCCUCUGACAUCAACAGGCCGGAGGCCGCCCCCGCAGCCGACUUUCACUCGACUGUGGCAGGCCCCGACCUGAGCGGCGUGGGCGACCUGGAAGUGCUUUCCCGAGGGCUCCGCGAGCAGGUGAAUAAAACCAGGCGCACGCGCCGGGCCGUGGAGGACGAAGUGUUAAACAUCGAAGUGCUCUUAACCGCCGACUUCUCCGUGGUCGAGUUCCACGGCAGGGAACACAUCCAGAAGUAUCUGCUCACGCUCAUGAACAUCGUGAAUGAGAUCUACCAAGAUCGAACUCUGGGUGCUCAUAUCAACGUGGUGCUUGUCCGUAUUAUCAUUCUCGGUUACUCUCAGUCUGUGAGCCUCAUCGAGCUGGGGAACCCGUCAAAGAGCCUGGAGAAGGUGUGCCAGUGGGCUUUCCUGCAGCAGAAGUGCGACAAGAGCGAUGUGGAGUACCACGACCAUGCCAUCUUCCUCACACGCCAGGAGUUUGGCCCUACCGGCAUGCAGGGCUUCGCCCCUGUGACAGGGAUGUGCCACCCGGUGCGCAGCUGCACUCUCAACCACGAGGACGGCUUCUCCUCCGCCUUUGUGGUGGCGCAUGAGACUGGACAUGUGUUGGGUAUGGAGCAUGACGGCGAGGGGAACGACUGUGAGGACGAGGUGCCCAUGGGCAGCAUCAUGGCGCCGCUGGUCCAGGCCGCCUUCCAUCGCUUCCACUGGUCCCGCUGCAGCCGAGAGGAGCUCCACAAAUACCUCAACUCCUACAACUGUCUCCGGGACGACCCCUUCGAUCACAACUGGGCCGAGGUGGGCCGGCCAGGUCUGCCGGGCCUCCAUUACUCCAUGAAUGACCAGUGCCGCUUCGACUUCGGGAUGGGCUUCCUCAUGUGCAGCGAGUACAGCACCUACGACCCGUGCAAGCAGCUGUGGUGUAGCCACCCUGAGAACCCCUUCUUCUGCAAGACCAAGAAAGGCCCGCCCAUCGAUGGCACCAGGUGCGGAUCAGGCAAGCACUGCUUCAAAGGGCAUUGCAUCACUCUGACGCCUGACAUCUUGAGGCAGGAUGGGAGCUGGGGUCAGUGGAGCAAGUUUGGCUCGUGCUCACGCACCUGUGGGGGUGGCGUGCGGUUCCGCACUCGGCAGUGUGACAACCCGAUCCCUGCCAACGGAGGACGCACCUGCUAUGGCAACAGCUAUGAGUUUCAGCUCUGCAGCAUCGAGGAGUGCGCUAAAGCCUUCGCCGACUUCAGAGAGGAGCAGUGCAAGAUGUGGGAUCCCUACUUCAAGCACCAGAGCACCCUGCACAACUGGUUACCGUAUGAGCAUCCCGACCCGGAUGAGCGGUGCCAGCUGUACUGUCAGUCAAACGAGACCGGAGACGUGGUCCCGAUGAAGAGAAUGGUGCACGAUGGGACUCGCUGCUCCUACAAGGAUCCUUACAGUAUCUGUGUGCGAGGGGAGUGCGAGAAAGUGGGCUGUGAUAAUGUCAUCGCCUCGGAGAUGGAGGAAGAUAAAUGUGGCGUGUGUGGAGGGGACAACUCCACCUGUAAGAUUGUAAAAGGCAACUUCACCCGGAGCACCAAGAAAGAGGGUUUCCUCAAGAUCCUGGAAAUUCCCCUGGGGGCCAGGCAUCUGCUGAUCCGGGAGUUCAAGGGCACCCCUCAUAUACUAGCGGUAAAGAAUCAAGCCACGGGGGAUAUCUUCCUGAACAACGACGAUGACUUCCCCGAGUCUCGGACAGUCAUAGAGAAAGGAGUGGAAUGGGAGUAUCGGAAUAAUGAUGACAUGGAAAUAGUGCAGACUUCAGGGCCCCUGAAAUACGCCGUCCUCAUCAUGGUUCGAUCAUAUGGUGAUUCCAAAGUUACUCUUUCGUACAAGUACAUCCUUCAUGAAAAGCUCCAGACGUGCAUCGAGGACAACCUUCUCCUGGAGGACACGGCCUACUUCGAGUGGGCACUCAGAAAGUGGUCCCACUGCUCCAAACCCUGCGGGGGAGGUAAGCAGUACACACGCUUCGGCUGCAGGAGAAAAGCAGACGGCAAGAUGGUCCACCGCACCUACUGUUCAAAUAUUCCCAAACCCCGCGCCAUCGGCAGAGCGUGCAAUGUCAAGGAGUGUUCCCAACCAAUCUGGGAGACGGGCGAGUGGGAGGAGUGCAGCCGGUCGUGCGGUAAGACGGGCUACCAGGUGCGCAGCGUCCGCUGUGUGCAGCCCCAGGCUGACGGCUCGCGCCGCUUCAUCCACAGCAAGUUCUGCAACGACGACCGGCCCGAGAGCAGACAGCCCUGCAACCGCCAGCUCUGCCCAGCACAGUGGAGGGCUGGACCCUGGUCCCUGUGUUCAGUGACCUGCGGCAAUGGGACACAGGAGAGGCAGGUCCAGUGCAACGCAGUGGACAACGCAGAGGGCCAGUGCUUGGAUGUCAAACCAGAAACCAUCCGACCCUGUCAUCCUGUCCCCUGCCCCAAUCACACAAGAAACUUCAUAAUCCAGUGGCUCUCCAGACCCGACCCGAAGGUUUCUGCGCCCAAGACCUCCUCAAGGCAGCCCUGUAAGGGGGACAAGUCCGUCUUCUGUCGGAUGGAGAUGCUGAGCAAAUACUGCUCCAAUCAAGUGUACAAGCAGAUGUGCUGCAAGGCCUGCAAUGAGGCCAACUACACCUCCUCCAACUGGACCAGCCCCACCACCACCACCACCACCACGACAGCCCCGCAAACCAGUCCGCAGACCAGUCCGCAGACCACGUCCACCACUCCAGCCUACGACUAUUUUGAUCCCACUGAAGACUAUCUCCCUGAGGUCCCCGUCACCAGUGUGCACAGGACCACAGUGAGCGCCACUGACCUCUUCAGUACGGAGGUGCACACUACGCCGGAGCCUACAACCACUUACGAGGAGACAACGUUUCCCAUCAGCACCAGCACCACAUGGGAUGCCGAAUGCGACUGCACCAGUCCAGGGUCAACAACAACUUCCACAGCUCCCAGGUCUUACGUCCCCACAUCCUGGUUGGAUGUGGUCAGAUCCUGGAGUCCCACCACUAAGCCUGCACCGGUCACUGUCGAGUCCAGAGGCGACUCGAUCCCGCACCCUCGCAAAAAUACCAAAGUGCUCAGAUUGCCGGUCACAAGCGCACCCCACACCACCCCCACGUCCCCAAAAACAGAGGAUAGGAGAGACAAUAACUCUGUCGACGUGUCGUACAAGAUUAUUGACGUCGACAACGAGGUCUCUCCGAAUGUCUUUCUUCUCAGGAAACGACCUCACCCGUUCCGAGAGAGAACACAUAAUAAACGGAUUCAGGAGCUUCUGGCAGAGAAAAGGAGACAGGACUUGUUCAAACGAUUGAGAAGGAGACCAGCAGUGCAAUAGAUACUUGCCAUUUUGUCACUAAAAGACUUUUUUUUCCCAAAUUGUAGUCAUCAUGUCAAGAUUUCAGCUCAUUUGAGAAGAUCCGUCCAGUCUAAUGGCUACUGUUGUUGGUUAGCCAGCCACUGACCCGGCUAAAUCUAAUGACUGCAACAUGGUUGAAUUGAACAAGUUCUCAUUGAUAGUAUGAUAGAAGUGUUCACAUUAACAUUUACAGGUUAACAAUGUUUGAAGGGGAAAGCCAGCUUGCAACAUUUGCACUUUUUUUUUACCUUUACGACCCAUUCAGUCAGCAAGAGAAAGCAGUAAGAUUGUACAUGUUACUUACAUUUUGACAGCACUAUACGGUCUAGUCAACACACAAUGCACAUACAUAUAGUCUAGACACAGUGAAACACAUUUUGUCUCAUAUUGUCUUUAUUCAAUUGAAAGAGUUAAAUGUCCUAUGAUAGCUUUUUAUAAGCAAGGCUGCUUAUAUCCUGAAACCACAAAUCUUUGCUAUUGCACCCUGUUUAAUGUUCUUUGCACAUCUGUCUUUGCUGCUUCUUGAUUAUAAUGUAAGUAGCUCAUCUGUGGGCUUGAGUUUUAUACUCUGGCAAAAAUCAGGUCUUGAUGAAAAUAUUGUAUUUGUUGACCAAAAUGUUCCCAAACACUGAGACAAUCUCCAAGCAACCCAAAAUGUGGUAUUGAUAAUUCAUUAGUUCACAAUGUUUCACAUCUUCUGUGUAAAAAAAAAAAAAAAAAAACGACUUGCCAUUCUUGACUUUGUACAUAUGGUUUAGAUUUUUAUUUUUAUAUUUAUUGAACUGUCUGUUGCGUUAUUUUCCCAUUAUCACUGCAGCUUACCUCAGAGUUUCCACUUUUGCUAUGAAACAGCAGACUGCUUGAUCCUUUUACUAUAUGCAGGUGCAUGCAGCAUGGGCAGCAUUUCAGUGCACUUACUGAGAGCACCAGUUCAGAGCCCGAGACAAGUGUCUUUCACAGUACUCACACCCUCUCUUAAAACAACAAAGAAGUGACUUUUUUAUAUUAAUUUAAUAAAUUUGCAAUUGAAAUGA